Micropterus dolomieu (smallmouth bass) is the source of this 3067-nucleotide messenger RNA. It is a transcript of the gene tmem130, whose product is annotated as transmembrane protein 130. Bases 103 to 1206 code for a protein of 367 amino acids. The transcript is spliced from 8 exons. Lineage: Eukaryota; Metazoa; Chordata; Actinopteri; Centrarchiformes; Centrarchidae. The record is from RefSeq and is a predicted model, not a curated record.
AAAGCGCUGAAAAAAUUUGCCACGUGUUAUAUGUCCCACGUCAGACAGGAAUGUGACCCAGGCCAAGCUGGUUGUUGUUCCAGAGCCACAUGAUGGAAACGCAUGGUGACAAUUUCAAGCCUUUACAGCUCUAAUAAGCACGCUCUGAAUCUAACAGCCAGUCAGAAGGAGCCGCAUCACCUCCUUUCCUCCCCAUGUCCAAUCACUCUAACUUUAUUUCUACUUGAGGUCCUCCCGUCAGCUCCCGUGAGAAGACCAGCAGAUAUGGACAGAAAUGUGAUUAGGAUCUUGAUGCCCCUACUUCUGGUCGCCCUGGGUGUAGCAGAGACCACAGACCCUUUGACAGAUUUGGAAAAUAUUGCUGGGAAGCUGGUUUUCUAUCAGAUGGAGGGAAAUGCCACCUAUGUGAGGGACACAGGAGAACUGGCUUCAGAUGUUCCCACUGAGACCAUGUUUGAACUCUUCGACCCACAAAAGAAUUUCAGCCAGGCAAAGUUCACUUAUACUUGGGACUUAGGGAACGGAGAGGUGAUCCAAGGGACUGAGCCAGUUGUCCGCUAUCAUUACUCAGAAUCAGGGAACUACACACUGCGGCUGAAAGUGGGAGUGAAUGUGACCAAAUAUAUACCUCUACUCACUGACGUCUACUCCAUGGAUGUCAAAGUGCUAGAUGCCAUUAAAAACAUCGAGCUGAAGGGGCCGUCAGAUUAUGAGGUGUCUCAGAACACCACUUUGGCUUUUCACGUCGAUGGAAGUCCUCCCAUGUGGGUGUGCUGGCGUUUCCUGCCCAACUGUGUGCAGGACAUGACAGGGGGCUGCACACUGACCAUGCUGCACGAAAACACUCUGCAACUGAACCUCACCUUCACCUCAGCUGGCGUCCACUGCUUGGACAUCAGCGUUCGCAAUGACAUCAGCAAGCUGCAGAGCUCCUUCAGCCUCUACGUCAAGAGAAGCAAUAACACCCACAUGUUCUUCAUCCUGUCAUGUGCAGCCGUUCUCGUAGCAACCUUCACAUUCAUCAUAGUCUUCGCCUGCCGCCCUCGCCAUCACAACAGAUCACAGAUUGCUGCUUCCAGUAACACUGUAUUCCUGAAGAACCAAGACCCUGAAGGUCAAGGCAUGAUUCUUUUUAACUUCACCAACAUGGAGAGAGGAGAGAAAGAGCCUCUCCUUUUGCAGUAUGAGACUCAGUACUUCUCUUAAGCAUCUGUGUUCCAGCAUACUGUGGCUACAUGUACAGCUAGGCAGAAGAAAAAGCACAAUUAUGGUGUUAUAGAAGUAAUAACAAUGUCAUCUUGCAUACCCCUAUGUAUGUAGCUAAAUCUGUGAAUGAUCAAGUUGAAAAAGCAGCAGUGCCUGUAUUUAUUUAGGACUAUGGUCUUAGCUGUGUUAAUUAACGCUUUAGUCACUAAUGUUCAGUAAGCUAGUAAGUCAAGUGCCUUCUGGAUUUUCCAUCAACUAGAUAAUGAUGAUCACUUAAUGGGUCACAGAGCUCAGGCUGACAUUCAGAUGAACUCAUAAUAAAUUAAUACAAGGGCAGGUCAUGUUUAAACAAUGAGAGUUCUAUUGAGCAUGCUGUGAAUGGGAUGAGACUACUCAUUUAUUUGUGUUUUUAUCACAUUGAUUGACAAAUGUGAACCUUGCUUUGCUCUGAUUUCCCCCCCCAAAAAAAGAAUAAAACACAUGUCAUUUAAAUAAACCUUUUUCUUGCAGUGCUAAAUUUAAUUUAAGCAAUUAGUAUACAAAUAUAUCAACAAACUUUACAAUUAUUUUACCAACAGAUGAUGAUAUAAAUGUUACAAAUCAUACAAUAUGAGCAAUGUCAGAUGUUAAUCAACCUGCUAAUUUGAAAAGGUACCGCCAAUUAAAUUCCACAAAGACAGAGCAAAAUGUUUUUACUAAAAUGUAAUACUUAUUUUUUUGUUUUCCAAGCUUUCUUUGGAGCUGUUUCACCCACUAUUUAUUUAAUUAUUUGCGGCUGUGGGACUCUCCUCCCUUUCCUUUGUGCAUUGUGUUGUGGGAGAAUAGUGUACAUUAACAGACAAAUCAAAGGUAUUUCGUACGCACAUUUUCUGCUUUGAAGAUACUUUAAUUUGCCACUUUUCCAGGGUGAACACACCACAUACUGGUCCUGCUUAGAAUCACUAUGUAUUAUGGAUUUGGUACAUGAUGUGAGAGCCUACAGCCAUGUAAGCAGCUCUGUGAAGCUGUAUUUGGGCACAGCAGUGAGAGAUAAAUGCUAAUAUCACAAUGCUAACAUGCUGAAUAUUUAGCAAGUGUAAUGUUUACCACAUUGACUGUGUUAAUUUACCACAGUAGCAUGCUAACAUUUGCUAAUUGGCACUAAACACAAAGUACAGUCAAGAGUGAGUUUGUAGGUAUUUAUAAAACUCAUGGUGGCCCUUGAAUCUUUUCCAACUGCAGAUUAUCUUUAUGCCAUUUAUGGUGUUUAAUGACAGCUUGUCCUCUGUUAGAGGUGUCACAACAUUAUUAAUUGUGUCUCCUGAUGAAUGCCAGCUGUCUGAGGCACUGUGGGGUGCUGCAGGUGCUAAAAAGAAUACUUCCUUCAGAAGCUCAACCUUGAAAAAGUUGCAAACUUUCUUGUCUGUCUGCUGUUUGGUGCAGAGCAGGUAGUGUACAAUGAGUUUUAGGGCUCUUUUGCAGAAAAUAGCUACCUGAAACGGCCAAACAUAUAGUGUGUGGACGUGGACCAAAACAGUAAAGUUGCUGGGCAGAAAACCAAAUUAAUUAAAUAAAAAGGACAGUAAAUGUUAAAAUGUGGAGCUGAGAGGAGCUGCAGAGUUUGGUGGUAAUUCUCUAUGAGCAACCCCUUCCACAUUACACAAAGUAAGUUAUUAUUGACCAAAGUGGAGUUGGACCGAUAUUGCCACCCCUAGUGCCACCCCUUCACCAAACACACCUUUUCAAAAUGAAGAAAAUUGCACCCUACUGUUGUAAACACUGACUCUGUCAUACAGUUUUUGUGUUUGCGUGCUGUUUUAGGUUCAAGGUAAUUCGCUUGUUAGUCUUCAUUAUAACUCUUCUUUAUGUUUCAUGUGUCAUU